Messenger RNA from Notodromas monacha, 2154 nucleotides. The record is from the annotation of a GenBank genome assembly. NCBI's taxonomy places the organism in Eukaryota, Metazoa, Arthropoda, Ostracoda, Podocopida, Cyprididae.
GCAGGUUUUUUAUUUUUGUUUUCUAGUUUUUCGGUGCUACUUGUUACAAAUGAUGCUCAAAUGAUGAUGAAUGGGAAACAUUGAACGGCCAGAAAGUGAGAUUUAAAAAUGCUUGACGCUGUUGCAAACGCCAUAUGGCAUGUGUUCAACUUCUUGGACGACAAAAGCACCGGGCUUGUCGUCAAAAGUCGUUUAAAAGUUCUUACCGCAAAUCUCGGCACAAUCCUGAACAGCUACAAUGUUGAACGGGGUCUGGACGACUUCAGGAGUACACCACACUUGAGUUUCGAACACUUUAAAUACUAUCUCUCGAUGGAGCUUUUCUCUUCCUUGCCGAGCACGCUUGACUUGGGGACCCGGAUGGAGUACCAGCACCAGAUCGAGGAACUGUGUUGGCUGAUUUCUAAACAAAGUUUGCUGAAACGAGACAGACCCGUAUUUUCCCAACAAUCCGUGUUUCAAAUGUUUCGCAUCUUUUGCUGCUUAUCCGAGGAAAUUUCGGACCAGCGGGUUGGAAUCACUUUCGCAAUGCAUGUGGAUGAGCUGAAGCGGAUUAGCGAGGCAUUCGUGAACAGUGUUGGAAGGAAAUUUGACGUCGAAGAAUUCGGAAGGGUUACGCAGAACACGGAAUUCUUCACAUUUCCUUUGAUGCUGGAGUUCAUAGAACGACGCUAUGGUGCGAAUGUGGAAGAAGGCGGAGCGAAAGAAGCAGUACAGGAGUUGUAUGACACGUAUGCUUUAGACGUCUUGCGAAAGGGUCACUUGUCCAAAAAAGGCGAGCUUUUCCCCACGUUCCGAGAAUAUUGGUUCGUUCUCAAACCAUUCUGCCUCACGUAUUUCUCCAACUCGGACGAGAAGGAUAAAAAGGGAGAGAUCGCUUUGAAUGCUACUUUGCGAGUCGAGACCCCGUCUGGACCCGCAGUCGGGGACCACGGAGGAAACAUAGGUUCUACUUCCUCUUUGACCAUGUCCGCGGGUUCCCUGGGUUCCAUGGACAAAGUUGGGACUAGUUCAGAAAAGCUAGACAACAAACCGGCUCCCCAAAGCAGCAGCACGAAACAGUCGCACAAGUUUUCUAUCAAGUCUCCGGAGCGCAAUUGUGACUUCAUUGCAUCUGAUCAUCGUUCGAAGCUGCAGUGGAUUGCUGCGUUGAAAUUGGCGUUCGACAGCUGCGAUUUACUUCAAUCCUAUCAGCGCUCACUUGCUAAUCGUCGACGGCGAGAUCGUGAAGUUUCGAAACGGAAGGAGUGCGAAGAGCGUCAGCGUCGUGCUUCUCAAAUUGACAUCAUGGAAAAAACGAAAGCACAAUUAUUUGCGGAAAAACUGGUGCGUUUAGCGCUGAAUCAUACCCAACAUUCGAUCGAUCUUCCUUUUGUCGAAAAGGCCAGGGAAGCUGCGGAAGCGGAAGCAAAGUCUCUGGCAAAAGAACGAGAGCUGGACGAGAAGCGUCUUCGGGCUUUGGAAGGCAUCAAAGAACAGCUUGAGAAAACGUUGGAAGAAGAAACACAGGCGAGACGGGACGAAGAGAUCGUGAGGAAUUUGCAAGCUCGUGUUUUGCGUGAAGAGUGGGAGAAGCGUGAUCAGUUGGAACUGUUGCACGAGGAGCAAAAGCGUUUGCUGGAGGAGGAAAAGGAGAAGCGACGCCAGUUUGAAAUGGUGCAGCGGGAAAAGGAGUCCAAAUUAGCCGCGAUUGAAAAGCGUCUGAAAGAGCUUGAAGAAGAUCGAAGGAAGCUUGACAAAGAGCUUCGGGUAGCCCGGAUUAAGGUUUCCUCUUCUGAACAAAACAAAGAAAUCCUGGAAGCUCGUCUUCGACUGCAGUGGAUUGCUGCGUUGAAAUUGGCGUUCGACAGCUGCGAUUUACUUCAAUCCUAUCAGCGCUCACUUGCUAAUCGUCGACGGCGAGAUCGUGAAGUUUCGAAACGAAAGGAGUGCGAAGAGCGUCAGCGUCGUGCUUCUCAAAUUGACAUCAUGGAAAAAACGAAAGCACAAUUAUUUGCGGAAAAACUGGCCAGGGAAGCUGCGGAAGCGGAGGCAAAGUCUCUGGCAAAAGAACGAGAGCUGGACGAGAAGCGUCUUCGGGCUUUGGAAGGCAUCAAAGAACAGCUUGAGAAAACGUUGGAAGAAGAAACACAGGCGAGACGGGACGAAGAGAUC